UGGGUACCGAAACCCGGUGCCAGUAUGGCAUCGGUGCCUAUAUGGGCGGUACCUACCGGACCGAAUCAGAACGCAGAUUUCGGUGCCUCAUUUCGGUGCCUCUGAAAUGCCUGAACGGUCAACUGAAAUAGUUUGCUCUCCGUGGCGCAGAAAUCAUAAUCACACCAGCACCGCACAUGAUCGCUAGUUAAAUUAUGUACUUAUUAUUAAUACUGCCUUCAUAUUGUGUAAAUAAUUAUAAUAAACACAAAUUGUUAUUAUUAGGCUAUAUUAUUGGCUAUUGUGAAAAUAAUUUCCUCACUUAUAUAAAUUCACGCGAAAGUCGGAAAGCUUUGAUAGUACAAAGGACGGGGUUAAUAAUAAAGAUUUCAUUUGUUUGCCUAAUUUAAUUUAGAUUUUAUAUUGUUGUAGUUUUAUUAAAAAUAAUAAUAAAUAGCUGUCAGGGACAGGGUACUGUGUGUUGUCGUGCUGUGACAACCAUAAGCCAGUCAUUUUGUUUUGAAAAAUAAAAAAAUCUUUAGAAGGCGGAUACAAUGUUAUUAUCAGUCUAUCCGUUUUGCUAAACUUUGUGUUUAAUAUAAGAGUAAUAAUUUACCUAAUUUAUUGUUGGUUUGUUUCAAUUUUAAAAUAAUACAUUUUUUAAAUAAUAUAAGCAUUUAUAUUUGUGGAAAAUUACAUCUGAUUUUGAACGUCUUUGUCAAAUAUAUUUUCUUUUAAAAUGUGCGGUGUGUUUAAGAAGUUUAAAGGGUAAAAAAAAUUUUUACCUGCACUGCUGCACAUCCCUAAUAAAUAACACAAAUCCAACACAUCUUUGUAUGAACGUAAGUGUCCAUUUUAUUAUUUUUUUGACUUAAAAGCACAAUUCGGAAAAUAACAUCCGUAAAUGCGCUAUCACGCUCUGACGCAUCCGACAGCAUCCGACAGCAGGUGUUUACAGUACCUUAUGUACCUAAAAUGCCUAAAGCAAAGCGUUCCAAAGUGUGGCUUUAUUACACAAAAAAUGAUUCAGAAACCGCAACGUGCAAUAAAUGUCUCUCAAAAACCGCUUGUAAAAGAGGAAACACGUCGAACUUAAUGAAACAUUUAAGAACGCAUGGAAUAAACCUGAAAGCGGAGGAAUGCACCGUCUUUGACUGCCUUCAGACGUCAGCUGACAGUUUGGAAGUCCCUGGCCCCAGUCAGCCCCAUCCUAGCAAUGUGGGGACAAUUGAUUGUGACAACGAUGACAGUAGCCUUUCUGCAGCUAGUACUAGUAGUAUGGUGGUGACCCCAUUCACCUUGGCAAAAAAGGCUAUUUUACCAAAGGAGAAGGUGGAGGAGUUUCACAGGGCUGUGACCAAAUUUGUGGUCAAGGGACUGCAUUCUUUUUCCACUGUGGAAUCUCCAUGGUUUAGAGAGAUGGUCACUGCCCUUAAUCCUCGCUACCGACCCCCAUCCAGGGAUGAACUGUCCAACACUCUAAUUCCUGCAUGGUAUAAUGUUGAGAAACAAAAUGUUAUUCAGGAGUUAGCACAAGUCAGUAAGGCUGCAAUAACAUGUGAUGGUUGGACCAGUGUGGCACAGGAUCACUAUUUAACAGUUACUGUGCACUACACCAGCAAUGGCCAAAUUAAGCAGAAAGUGCUAAACACCAAAGCUGUGUAUGAGUCACAGACAGGUCUCAUUGUGGCAGAAGAAAUAAAAAGCAUUCUAGAGGAAUUCCAGAUAAACAACAAAGUUGUAGCUGCCACAGUAGACAACGCCAGCAAUAUGGAUGUUGCACUUAAAAACAUGAAGCUUUUAAAGGUGGGGUGCUUUGCCCAUACCCUCAACCUGGCAGCACAGAAAGUGUAUAGUAUCAGCACCAUUACAAGGUGGUGUGCGAAACUUCGAGCUGUAGUGGUGUGGCUGAAGAGAUCCUCCAUGACGAAGACUGUCAUGCGGGAGAAACAGCAGCUUCUGAAUUUGCCAGAACACAAUAUGAUUCUAGAUGUCAGAACACGCUGGAACUCCCUUUUCCUGAUGGUGGAGAGAUUUCUGGAGCAGUACCCAGCCAUCCAGGCAGCAUCACUUGAUCCACGACUGAGGAAGCCAAUGGAGAAAGACAAACUUGAAAGGCUCACAGAUGAAGACUUCCAAAAAGCUGAGGAUUUUAUUAAAGUAAUGAAGCUGUUGUACACCUCAACCCUCUGUGUUUCCAGUGAAAAGUCCCCCACAUGUGGCCAGAUUCUUCCAAUACUUACUAAACUAAAGGCACAUUUCACUGUGGCUGAAGAGGACACACUGUUUACCAGUGCUUUGAAAGCAAAGGUCUGGGAAGAUUUGGAAAAACGAUAUCAGGAUGAGGACAUUCAGAACUUUCUUCAGGAGGCUACUUUGAUGGAUCCUCGCUUCAAAGGCAAACUUGAAUGUGCUGCUGAUGCUGCCUGGGGCCGCCUGGAGAAAGCAGCAGUUUGCAAUUUAAAUGUACAAAUGGAGAGCCUUCAGAACAUUGAUGAAGAAGGAUCAGAUGACCCAGAUGAAAAGAAAGCUGAGGAACAUUCUCCAUCUCACAAGAAGCGGGCCAAGAAGUCAGCCCUAGAAGAGUUGUUUGAGGAUGAAGACCAAGAGCUACUUCAGGCAAUGACCACUAAAAAAGGUGCCCUCUCCAAAGCUGAACAGGUCCAGAAAGAGAUUGAGAUCUACAGAGGUCUGUCUUCAAUUCCAUCUGGACAAGACCCUGUAGCCUGGUGGUGGGGGAAGCGGGACAGCCUCCCCAUACUGUCUGCACUAUCUAACACAUACCUGUGUGUACAGGCCUCAUCUACACCAUCUGAGAGGGUUUUCUCCUGUGCAGGACAUGCAAUAAGUCAGGAGAGGUGCCGUAUUUUGCCAGAGAAAGCAAAUAUGGUCAUAUUUCUUCAAAAGAAUUGCUGAAUAUUGGCGUUAUUGUUAUUAUUAGUUCUACAGCUGUUAUUUAGUGUUAUGUGGUGUUAGUGUUAAAUUAUUGCUGAGGCUUUUGGUAAAUUUGUUAUGUUAAGUUGUUGUGUUUUGUAAUUACUUACAUUUGUAUAUUUGUGUGCUUUUAAUAUAUUUUUUAAUUUAAAGAAAUUGUAUUCUUCAAUAAAAAGCAGUUCUUUCAUCCACAGGUGUUUUGUGACCUUUUUUUCCCUCUUCAAAGUACCGCUUUAGGCACCGUUUAGGCACCGGAACCGUUUUAAAAGUAUCGAUUUGGCACCGGUACCGCAAAAAACCCAAACAAUACCCAUCCCUAAUUAU
Misgurnus anguillicaudatus (oriental weatherfish) is the source of this 3237-nucleotide messenger RNA. The record is from RefSeq and is a predicted model, not a curated record. NCBI's taxonomy places the organism in Eukaryota, Metazoa, Chordata, Actinopteri, Cypriniformes, Cobitidae.